Messenger RNA from Zingiber officinale, 513 nucleotides. RefSeq names its product WAT1-related protein At5g07050-like. Gene Ontology annotation, cellular component: plasma membrane. Bases 1 to 513 code for a protein of 170 amino acids. NCBI's taxonomy places the organism in Eukaryota, Viridiplantae, Streptophyta, Magnoliopsida, Zingiberales, Zingiberaceae. The record is from RefSeq and is a predicted model, not a curated record. The transcript has 3 exons. Gene Ontology annotation, molecular function: transmembrane transporter activity.
AUGAGACAGAAACGAUUGCAACUGUUAUUUCAAUCGUUGAUUCUGUUUGGAUUUCUUAUUCCUCCAAUCGUGCUGCUUGCAUUAGGACAAGGACUAAGUGCACUUGUCUUCGUAGUGUACAGGUACCUUAUUGCCAUGCUCAUCUUGGCUCCUCUUGCUUAUGUGCUCGAAAGGAAUCGAAGACCCAGCUUCUCAUUUGGUGUCAUGCUAAAAAUAUUCAUUCUUGCUAUGUUGGGUAUAACAAUUCAGCAAAAUGUAUACUACGUUGGACUCCAUCUCAUUUCUCCAACUGUUGCCAGUGCCUUGGGCAAUGUCGUUCCUGCUUUUACUUUCUUAUUGGCAAUUGUACUGAGGAUGGAAAAGCUCAACUUGAAGACUGUAAGAGGGAGGGCCAAGCUUGCAGGGGCCAUCUUCUGCAUCACUGGUUCCCUGAUCUUCACAUUUUGGAAAGGUCAUUUUGUUGGGGGCCUUUGUUACUUCACCUAUGAUCCAACUUCAUUUCGAAAGUCCUGA